CGCGGCGGCCGGAACCCGGCCGGGGGCUGGCUGCGUGCUGACCGAGGGCCGGGGCCGAGGGCCAUGGGGGACCCCGGCUCCCGGGCUCGGCGGGAGCGCCCCGGGGGCCGCAGCUGGUGCCUGCGGCGCGUGGGCAUGGACGCCGAAUGGCUGCUGCUGGAGGACGGGAGCGAGGUGACUUUAGGGAGAGGACUUGGUGUCACAUACCAACUGGUAUCAAAACUCUGCCCUCUGAUGAUUUCCCGAAACCACUGUGUUUUGAAGCAGAACAUGGAGGGCCAGUGGACAAUUAUGGACAACAAGAGUCUGAAUGGCGUGUGGCUGAACAGAGUACGUCUAGCGCCUUUAGAGGAGUAUUCUCUCCAUACGGGAGACCGCGUUCAGCUUGGGGUGCCUCUGGAAAAUAAGGAGAGUGCAGAGUAUGAAUAUGAAGUUACUGAAGAGGACUGGGAGAAGAUGUAUCCGUAUCUUGCCCCAACGAAUGAUCAGAUAUUGGGGAAAAACAAGGGCUUGAGAACUAAAAGAAAAUGUAGUUUGGAUGAAUUAGAGGGUCCUGAAGCUGAAGGCCCCUCACACUUGAAAUUCAAAAUGAGUAAAGUGUCUUGUGAACCUGGUCAACCACUGAAGUCACGCGGGAAAGGUGAAAUGGCCAAUGGACCCUCUGAACAUUUGGAACCUCAGGUGACUUCUCUCGAGCCACGUGAGAACACCACAGGGGCUCAUGUUUUCUCUGGCCCCACCAAAGUCCUGGCGCUGCAUCAUAACAAGCAGAAAGCCUCAAACCCGUCAGUAUCUCAGAGCCGCUUAGAGCUGUUCAAGGUGACCAUGUCUAGGAUUCUGAAGCUCAAAACACAGAUGCAGGAAAAGCAAGUAGCUGUUCUGAAUGAGAAGAAGCAGACCCAAAAAGGGGACUCAAAGAAUAUUGUGCAAAUGGAGCAGGAACUGCAGGAUUUACAGUCUCAGCUUUGUGCAGAGCAGGCCCAGCAGCAGGCCAGAGUGGAGCAGCUAGAGAAGACUUUCGAGGAAGAGCAGCAGCAUCUCCAGGGUUUGGAGAAAGAGCAAGGAGAAGAGGACCUGAAGCAACAGCUGGCCCAGGCUCUGCAGGAGCAUCAGGCUCUAAUGGAAGAGCUAAACCGCAGCAAGAAGGACUUUGAAGCCAUCAUUCAAGCCAAGAACAAAGAAUUGGAGCAGACCAAGGAAGAGAAGGAGAAGGUGCAAGCACAGAAGGAGGAAGUUCUUAGCCACAUGAACGACGUGCUAGAGAACGAGCUCCAGUGUAUUAUCUGUUCAGAAUACUUUAUUGAGGCUGUCACCUUGAACUGUGCCCACAGUUUCUGCUCCUAUUGUAUCAAUGAAUGGAUGAAGAGGAAGGUAGAAUGUCCCAUUUGUCGGAAGGACAUCAAGUCCAAAACCCCCUCCCUGGUUCUGGACAAUUGCAUUAGUAAAAUGGUAGAUAAUCUGAGUUCGGAAGUAAAAGAACGACGAACUGACUUAAUUAAGAGACGAAAAGAGUCAGGAACUCUGGUGAGCACCGCCCACCAGCACCACCACCACCACCACCACCACCACGUUGUACUGAGGGCGAGACCAGUGCUUGCUGGCCAAGGCUUGCCCAGCAGCCGGAGAGAAGGGCCCAGGGGAGGAACCUGAGCGCACGCGAGAGCUUCAGGAGAACAGAGAGAUUGUUGUGAAGACUGUGCUGCAGGGGCCGUUGAAAGACUGCCAGGCAAUGGAGCACGGGGGGUCUCGAGGCUCCUCUGUGGACUCUGGGCUGCGCCGGGACAGAGCGUGGGAGAACCACGUGGGACA
Eptesicus fuscus (big brown bat) is the source of this 1809-nucleotide messenger RNA. RefSeq names its product ring finger protein 8 (gene RNF8). The record is from RefSeq and is a predicted model, not a curated record. Gene Ontology annotation, molecular function: ubiquitin protein ligase activity; metal ion binding; histone binding. Lineage: Eukaryota; Metazoa; Chordata; Mammalia; Chiroptera; Vespertilionidae. Gene Ontology annotation, biological process: protein K48-linked ubiquitination; ubiquitin-dependent protein catabolic process; double-strand break repair. The transcript has 9 exons. Gene Ontology annotation, cellular component: site of double-strand break; ubiquitin ligase complex; cytosol. The coding region runs from base 64 to 1650 and encodes 528 amino acids.